AUGAGCGCUGCAGCACGCGCGUGCGUUUGGCAGAGCGGCGGCGAGUCGGCGGCGGGCGCGGACGGCUCGGCGGCGGCGGCGGCGGGGGCGGGUGCGGAGGCGGGCGAGGCGGCGGGGGCGGCGGCGGAGGACGAGGACGAGGAGGCCGACGAGGCGACGGAGAUGCUGGCGCGCGGCGCUCUGGAGGGCUCGCUCUACCUGCGCUACAUCGGCGCGGGCUCGGGGCCCUUGCUGCUGGCCGGCGCGGCGGCCUUCUGGGACAACGCCACCGCCGCCGCCAACUCCACCGACGCCCCAGGGCUAGCGGACGCCGACUUCACCACAGUCCUCGGGGACGCGCUGCCCACGGCGGCCGCGCUGGCGCUCGCCGACGCCGCCUCCACCGUCACCGACGCAGUCACCGACGCCUUCACAGAAGCCUUCACGGAAGCCGUCUCACCGGAGAUCCCGUGGCUGCCGCCGGGGGCGCUGGCGCCCGAGGGCGGCGCGCGCUGGGCGGCGCAGGACGCGCUGCUGCUGUACGCGCUGCUGGUGGCCGCGUGCGCGCUGCUCACCACGCUGCGCGCGCUCGCCUUCUUCGCCGCCGCCAUGCGCUCGGCGCGCGCCCUCCACGACUCGGCCUUCGCCGCCGUCGCGCGCUCGCCCAUGCGCUUCUUCGACACCAACCCGGCAGGUCGUAUUCUGAACAGAUUCUCCAAGGAUCUGGGCUCUAUCGAUGAACUCUUGCCCAAGGCAAUGCUGGAAGCCAUUCAGGUGUUCCUCGUGAUGAUGAGCAUCCUGGUAAUGGUGAUCAUUGUGAACGCGUACUUCAUCAUCGUGGUGGUGGUGCUGGGCUUCAUAUUCUACAAACUGCGCACUCUGUACCUGGCGACGGCGCAGGACAUCAAGCGACUGGAAGGCAUCAGACGAGAACACGGCGUGCUGGUACCUGUCGCUGGCGACCAGCUGCGCCUUCGGCUUCUGCCUGGACCUCUUCAGCCUGUGCUUCGCACGCAGGGCGGCUGGGUGGGGCUGGCGGUGUCGCAGGCGCUCAUCCUGACGGGCAUGGUGCAGCACGGCGUGCGCCUGUCGGCCGACGCCGCCGCGCAGAUGACGGCGGUGGAGCGCGUGGCGCAGUUCGCGCGCCUCGAGCCAGAGCCGCCGCUCGAGACGGACCCCGCGCAUAAGCCGCUGCCCGGGUGGCCGCAGCAUGGGGAGAUCCAGUUCGACCACCUCAGCCUGAGGUACUCGCGGGGAGACCCGCCCGUGCUCCGCGAUCUCUGCUUCUCUAUCGAAGGGGCGCACAGGGUAAGAUGCAGGCAAAACUUGCAGCUGGGCCUGCACGAGCUGCGCCGCGCGCUCGCCAUCAUCCCGCAGGAGCCCGUGCUCUUCUCGGGCACGCUGCGCUUCAACCUCAGCCCCUUCGCCGAGUUCAGCGACGCCGCGCUCUGGGCCGCCCUCGACGAGGUGGAGCUGAAGGACGCGGUGGAGGCGUUGGACGCCCCAGUGGCUGAGGGCGGCGCCAACUUCAGCGUGGGGCAGCGCCAGCUCGUGUGCCUGGCGCGCGCCAUCCUCAGGGACAACCGCAUCCUGGUGCUGGACGAGGCCACCGCCAACGUCGACCCGCAGACGGAUGCCCUGAUUCAGGAGACCAUCCGACGUAAGUUCGGUGACAGAACAGUGCUCACCAUAGCUCACCGCCUUAACACUAUCAUGGACUCUGAUAAGGUGCUCGUCAUGGAUGCUGGUCAGGCAGUGGAAUAUGAUCACCCCCACAUUUUACUGCAAAAUAAAGAAAGCAUAUUCUCUGGCCUUGUGCAAGAAACUGGCAAAUCAAUGGCAGAAGAACUUGCCCAAAUAGCUGAAAAGUCGUACAAUCGUAAAAGGCAAACAGAAGACCUUGUUAAAUCAAGACCAAAAGAAGACUGAUACAAUCGUAGUUCCUCUUACAACAAAAGUUUAUGUGAUGUGAGACAAACAAACUUCUUUGUUCCUGCUUUGAAGACAAAAUGGUGUCAGAAAAACUUUGAAUGUGCCAAGAAUUUCAGCUGUUUGUUAAUGGUGAAGUUAAGUAUUUCCAUGACAUUUUGUGUAAGUGUAAGAAAUGAAUUUGAAAGAUGUGCCUAAAAACUGAACUAUUGUGUUUUUUUUUUUUGUUUUUUUAUAACGCAAUAUCUUCAAUUAUUAAGAACAACAUAACAGAAAAAAAGAAGUCAAAGUUAAAUUCUUGACUAAACCAUAUCUUCUCAAAAGAAGGUAGUAAUCAAAUUGAAGGAUUUUGAAUACACAUCGAAAAAUCACAAGUAUAUUGUGUACAAUACAAACAACAAAAUUAAUUUAUUUGUUAACCAAUUUAUUUGUUAGUGAUUAAAAUUUUUAAUAUUUGAUAACACUGAUAUAUUAAGACACAAAUUCCUUUGAAGGCAAAGGCACAGUCAUUUUUUUUUUUUUCGAGAGAGAGAACAAAAUAAAUUAUUAAGUACUUUCAACUUUACCAAUGCAGUUUACAUUUUGUUCGCAAAGCAUGACCAGAAAGAAAAUGUGUCAAAUGAAAGAAGUUAAGUGGAUAUUCUUAAUGACUCUUCUGACUUCAAACCAACACGCUGUGUACAGACAAUGAAGCCAGUGUUCACAAGAAAGAAUAUUUCAGUGCACAAAAGUUCUUAAAUUCAGGGUCAUUAACUUAAUAUUCCAACGAGCAAUGCAUUUUGAUUGUUUGAUUGUGAGCCAAUUGUGAUAAGGAUGAACCUUGCAAAUAGUUUUUUGUAAAAAAAAGAAAUAAAAUAUUUGGACAUAAUAUUAAAAUUUAAGUAUAUAAAAUUGUGGUUAAAUAUAACUUCAUAUUUUGUACAAUAAUUGCAUUUAUAAAACAGUAUUGUAAAUAAAAAACAAUAAAACAUGAAAUCAUAUUAUA
Molecule: messenger RNA, 2893 nt
Organism: Gryllus bimaculatus (two-spotted cricket)
Lineage: Eukaryota; Metazoa; Arthropoda; Insecta; Orthoptera; Gryllidae
Source: the annotation of a GenBank genome assembly